GCGAGCGGUGUGACUGAGGACGCAGCUGUAGGCUUCCGUUGCUCGAUUUCAGUAGUGAAUCGGCAGCGUCACGAUAUUAUCGUACCGGGCCAUUCAGUGUAAACCUUACCAUUCGUAACACAAACGAUAAACCCGAAGUAUGACCGUAAAAAGUUACAUUAAUGUGUUAUUGUGUUCAGUGAAUUUCUGACAUAUUUGUUUCGUUUUGUUAUUCUAUUGUGCUAUUUGUUUUGCUUUUUUGGAUGCCCUUUAAACGGUAGUUGAUAUCAAAAUCAGCCGCUAACAAUGGAGGAUGACAGUGAAGUUGUGAUGUUCAACGGGACAAACGAAUCGACAACUUCGUCAUUUCACGAGCCAGACUCUUUGAACUUAAUUGUACCGCUAACAGUAAUAUACGCGAUUAUUUUCGUGGCCGGUAUCCUCGGGAACUUGAGCACAUGUUUUGUGAUCGCACGGAAUCGAUCGAUGCACACCGCUACGAACUUCUAUUUGUUUAGCUUAGCUGUAUCCGACUUGAUCCUACUAGUUUGUGGACUACCAAUAGAAUCGUACCGACUCUGGAAUCCCUUCAUAUAUCCACUAGGCGAGGUAUUCUGUAUAACGUUAGGCCUCGCUUCGGAAACAUCUGCGAAUGCAACUGUAUUGACAAUAACAGCAUUCACAGUCGAGAGAUACAUUGCUAUUUGCCGACCUUUCAUGUCGCAUACGAUGUCCAAAUUAUCAAGAGCCGUCCGAUUUAUCAUUGCGAUAUGGAUAUGCGCAUUAUGUACCGCUGUACCGCAGGCCAUGCAGUUUGGUAUCGUUACAUAUGUGGAAAACGGUCAGAAUAUGAGUGCCUGUACUGUGAAAGGGCAAGGUGUUCAUGAAGUGUUCGUUAUAUCUAGUUUCGUUUUCUUCGUGGCGCCGAUGUCGGUGAUAACAGUGCUGUACGUGUUCAUUGGUGUCAAGCUGAGAACGUCUCGUGUUCUGCAUCCUACAAAGAAGUUGAGCGCUAACGGCAGUGACAAGUUUUGUGCCAACAUUAGAUAUCGACAUGGCACAUCGCAAAGAAGAGUUAUACGGAUGUUAGUUGCCGUGGCUUUAUCUUUCUUCAUAUGUUGGGCUCCGUUCCACGUACAACGACUGCUUGCGAUAUACGGCAAAAGCAUGGAUCACCCGAGUGAUACAUUUUUCUUGGUGUAUCUUGUCCUUACCUAUCUCUCGGGAGUACUGUACUUUUUAUCAACAGCGAUUAACCCCAUUCUCUACAACAUUAUGUCGAACAAAUUCAGGAACGCAUUUAAGAUGACGUUAGCAUCAUGGUGCGGGCGUAGGAACAGGCCGAUGGGUCGCAUGUACAGCGCCCUACUUGCCUCGCAGCGUCAGCGCGCGCUCGCCGGCGCGGCGGACCGUGCCAGUAGCAGACGACACCUGCGUCGGCACUCCACCGCCAUCACACAGAUCUGUGACGCGCCGCAGAGAGUGCAGUGUUACACGGGGCCCGGCCGGGAGCUAGCUGUGGUAAACGAGAGCCCGAGCGGUAACGGACAUUGCAGGCACUGGCGACUCCGCCUCGGCCUCGACGAGCCCUCCGACUCAAUCGGAUCGCCGCGUAGCAUAUCCAAUUCCAGCUUACGCGAAGUCGACGACGAAUUAACCGGGGAGGAACUGGCAACCUAUAUGUACCAAGUGAAUUGUCACAUAGGUGGACUUACCUGAGUAACGACUGUGUAAACAAUGGUACGAGACUCACUCGAUCGAAGGUAGUUCGAACGAGUUCGUGGUGAGAACAAUUAGUAGUUGCUAGAUGGUGUAAGAUACUUUACAAAUGUUGACGUUAAACGUUUAGUGAAUAAAAAAGUAGAUGAUUUCUCGAAGACCUAAAAUGAGUUGUUAAUUGUUAUAUUUAUACAGACUUCAAAAUAAUUUUUCAUGUGAAGUUUGUCGACUGAGAUGGAUACGAUAACUAUCUUUAGAAAAUUACCUGGACUUUUUGUUGUUAUCUAAGCUUUGUAAUUGAGCUUUUGGGUAUAACAUAAUGACUUAACUUAUUUUGGUGUUUUAUUGGAACAUGCUGCUGCAAACAUUUAUCUUAUAUUUUUAACUUUGACUUUAUUUUGCAUUAGACUUUCUUCAUGAUUAUGUGAAAGUCUUUAUGUAUUGUAAAUAUGUACAUAAUACAUAAUGUAUUUUUACAAUAAGUAUCCCGUAUAACGAAGUUAAUUUAAAUUUGUUAAGUUUAAAUGAAAUGUAUUUUAACUAGAUUAUAAUAUUGAUAAAAUCUCAAGUGUUAAAUAAUACAGAUUUAUUAUGUACGUUAUGUCGAAUAACAUUUUCGACUUUAAGCAUAAUAAUUAGAUUUCCGAAGUGCUCAUAUUAUUUUUAAGAAUGAAUAUAAUAUGAUUAUUAACUGAAUAUAUUAA
Papilio polytes (common Mormon) is the source of this 2402-nucleotide messenger RNA. It is a transcript of the gene Pbanr, whose product is annotated as neuromedin-U receptor 2-like. The record is from RefSeq and is a predicted model, not a curated record. Gene Ontology annotation, molecular function: neuropeptide receptor activity. Gene Ontology annotation, cellular component: plasma membrane. The coding region runs from base 286 to 1698 and encodes 470 amino acids. Lineage: Eukaryota; Metazoa; Arthropoda; Insecta; Lepidoptera; Papilionidae. The transcript has 6 exons. Gene Ontology annotation, biological process: neuropeptide signaling pathway.